CUAGACAAAUGCCCCUUUCGCUAGGUUUUGUGAUUGGAGGUUUUUAUGGCCACGCUUCGCAAGAUAAAGCGGUGGCCAUAAAAAACCUCGUCGUCUUGCGAGACAACCUCCAAUCACAAAACCUAUUCGUUAAGCGAAAAAUUCCUCUUACAGGGCAUUUGUCUAGCGAGGCACCACUGUAUGCCAGUCUCAUUUCUUGCCUCCCACACCCCACACCCAUGAGCCUUCUGCUGUACUUGGGCCUUGCCUGGGUUGUUUCGGACCUUUUCCUUCCCACUCCCAUGUCUCCGUCAUCUUUCUCAUCCUAUCUCUUUGCUAUUUCCUGCUGUGUCUUGUUUUUGCAGUAACCAGAAGCAGGGGGUGAGGCGAUGGUAGUGGCUAAGCAAACAUGUUGCUGCCAGCUGCAUUUUGGAACAGACAGCAUUCUAGUAGGGCAUUAACAUAAUUAUUAGAUAUUUGUAUUUCCCUAACAGGGAUUUGAGGUGGCUUACAGAUAAAAAUAGGAAUAGCUGAAAACAGAGAGGACAACCAUUUAAAAAUAAUUAAAUGUUGAUAGAAGUUAAAACUCUUUAUGUGUGUAAAAUAUACCUACUGAUGAGGAGGAAUUAGUGAGACCUUGACAUUGUCACAAGAUUCUCUUCAGAAGCAUAAAACCAUCACUGUCUUGGGAGUAUCGGAUUGGAGUUCACUGAGAAUAGAGUCCUCUUUGUGGCUGUAAUGUUCUUUAAUAAGAGCUGGGUAUGGCAACCCUCAAAAUGGUACUGAAAAAUAAAAUAGAGAACCUUAAUGUUUCAGUGCAAACCUUCAUUGGGGGCAUAAGAAUUCAAUUAGCUGAGCAAUUUUGCCUUACCAGAAUAACAACAAACUGAAUUCUUGUGUCUCUAAGGAAGGUUCCUCUGAAACGUGCUGAGCAAUUUAAUAUAUUAUUAAAAGUUUUCCCAUUUUUCAGGAGGCUUGUCCACCCUUCUUCUAUUUGGUUUCUCUCUUCCUCCUGUAAUAAGAAAUGGUCCUCCUAAAACGGGAGUGUGUCUGCACUGCAGACUGGGGCAACAGUGGAAUUGCCAUGGCUUGGCAGUCUUUGAGCCACUACCAGCAAUGCAGACAUUUCGUAUCCUUGUGCUUGCCAUGGAAUAGUUUCUGGAAUUGUGCUUCUUGCUUCAGUCCAAGAAGAACAGGCAGGUCUGCUUAGAAACUGGUGUUCUCUCCAUCAUUCCUCCUUGUUGGCCUUUCCAUGAGCCCAGAAAGACUUAUGUCGCUCAGUCUUGCCAAUUUCUUUUGCAACAUUGUGGUAGGAAGCUUCUCUCUCUUAUUGGAUAGUUCCUGCCCACUUGUGUGUUUUCUACACUGCUGUGUCCAGAAGUGUACAUACACAGUCUUGGGAGGAGGGUGUUGAAACACUAGCGCUGACACCACUACCACAAAUUUAACCACACUGAAACUUGCAAAUGAAUGGGUUCCCCCCCCCCUUUCCUGGAAGAAAAGAAGAAACCUCUAUAUGCAUUUGAAAGCCUUCUUUGAUGAGCCUCCCUUGCUGCCUUGCUGCGGCCCAGAUAGUGUGUUAUCAUCGGGAAUAGGACCUUGGUGAUGACGCCUGGGUGACAAGGAGACGCUUGAUAGGAAAGGAGAUUGGGCAAGAAGGAGUUCUUUGAAACCAGCUGCGGGCAUAUUGCACAACAGUGAUGAAUGUAUGUGAGUUCACUUCCUACAUUUCAUUCUUCCAGAAAUAGCUGUUGUCAGUGACCAUUUUUUAAAAAGGUCAAUUCUUUGUGCUGACUGUAUUUAACUGUGGUUUGCGAUGACCUAUGUUGGGAAGGGAAAGAGCUUUUGUGGGACAUUAGAUAGAGUAAAGUGGCCACUUCAGGCGGCUGAUUUUGGGUGCCAUGAAAAGGCAGUAGUAAAUGGUUGGCUAUCUUGCUGUGGUGUUGUGUUUUUACUGUCAGGGCGGGGGAGAGACACUUGUGGGAUUUUCUGUCUGGGGUACCAAAAUAACUUGGCUUGGUUUCAGAUAAUGCACACCUUGGCUUGCAGGGAAGGGGCACUUUUGCUGCUCCACUUCAGGUAGCAAAAUGCUAACAGCUUUUGAAUAACAUGUGACAAUUCUGCCUCAUUUUCAACACUUGGAAUGGCAGUAAGGAAGGAAUCCUACCUCCUUCUUCAGUCGAGUUUCCCAACCUCCCAUGGUUAAUGUGGUUCAAGUGAAACCUUUGUUCCAAAUAUUCCAGUUUAAACCCUGAAUGUGUAAAACCCAGUUCUUUCCUCAAAGUCCUCCCCGAAAACCUUAUUUUCUGAAGGAUAUCUUUAUUACCUUGCCUACUUUUUCAUUUGGGUUUUCAACUUCAGUGGUUUUUUUCCUUUUCCUUUUUAGUUUUAGAAGCUACAAGGAAUAUAUCCUGAGAAGCCACAAUGAGGCAUUCUCAUUUGGUCCGAUAAAAAAGUGUGAAUUCUUUUCCAGCAUUUGUCAUACAGUAUGUUCAAACAUUCAUGCAAGCAAACUGAGGCAAGGGUCGGUUGUAUGCAAAACAUACACUGAGUUUAAAAUAAAUAAAUAAACUUGGCUCCUUCUCUUUGUGGAGAUGGUUUUGCAGCCUGCCAGUUGUCAAAGAAAGAAUGUCUGUUGCUGAAAGGGGACAAUAGAACCUGCCUCAAUGUGUUCAAACAAGUCUUCAGUCCCCUGGUGCCAGAUGGAAGCUCCAGCAUUUGGACCUCAGUACCAGCAAUGAGCAGGCAUGACCAUCCAUUUAAAACUGACAAGACAGGCAGAGUUUUGUUAUUACUAUUAUUAUUUCUGGGCACCAGGAGUAGCAAGCUAGGAUUAAAAUUUAUUGCCUCUGUUGGCAAGAGGCACUGGUCUCCAUCAUAACACCAGGUUUUGACAGCAAUAUUAAGCUGAACUUCUUUAUCUUGUUUUAUUUGGGCAUUGGGAUCCUAGUCUCUCCAAUUGGCGUCUGCUGGGAUUAUACAAUUUAUUUUGGGACCCUACAUUCAACUCUGUGCAGCUGGUUCUAAAACAAUGACUGAUUUGAUUUGAUAUAUUCUUUGUUGUUUCUAUGGUGUCUGGAUUAUUAGAUACCCUGUAUAAAUGAUUUUUGUUAGUUGAAAACUUAUCUGUGAAACUCACCUUCAUCACUGCUCAUCUAGCCUCCCUCACUUCUGUCUUCUGGUUCAUAGUAUACUCGCUUCCACACAGUUUCCUAGCUCAUUAGAGAGACUUCUAGGCUGAGGUCUUAAUAUUCUGUUGCUAAAAAAUUUCUAAGAGCCAUGUUAUUGCUAUUUUUAUUCUGUGCCACAGCUCUCAUUGAUGUGUCCCGCAGGUGGCAGCCAGUUUUGAACUUCAUUUUGAACUUGGUUUUUGUGACUUGCAGGUGUUGGUUUCAUAUGCAAACUUAGACCUCCUAGUGAUUGGGCCUAGACAAUAGCCACUUGCUAUGGGCUUGGAAAUAAAAGAAGUAUCCAAAUAAGUUGUCAAAAGUGUCCUAAAGCUUUCCCCCAAGUUAUUGUUGCUAGCUGCUCGUUUUGGUUGCAGUGGGUUGUAAAUGCAUUAAAACUAAUGGACCUAAGUCAUGUCCAUUAAUUUCAGCGCUGCGACUUGGAGUACAACUAAAGUUGGCUGCCACCCAGUGUCCUGUCCCCCAGAGGAUUUUAGAAACGGCUUUUCUUAAAAGUGCGCCGAAGCUUACCAGGUGUACUCCAUCAAAAUAAAACAAUCAAUCUCUCAGGGAAAGUCCCUAGUCAUGCAAAACCAGGGUUGUUGUUUUUCUGGCCUUAUUUUCAUGGCUUUUAACCCUUAUGCUUCCCUAUCACGCUUUGAGAACAUAAAUCUGAGCCAUUUCGUAUCAGGAUUCCAUUUUGUAAGGAGAGUGGGGAGGCCUUCACUGUAGAAACUGUAUCUGAUCAAGGAACAUAUUCUUGAAAAGCAGAGUUUGGAGGAAGAUCUUGAGCAGGCUGACUAAAUAAUCCAAUUCAAGAUGGCGGACAGUGACAAGAAUGGGACCAGCCGCUCCAGUACCAGCAGCAGCAGCAGUCGCCUACAGAGCAAGAAGCCCCCAAACCUGUCCAUCACAAUUCCACCCGUGGAAGCAGCCGAGGAUGUGAAUAGCCAAACAGUGCCUCUGAAGAAAAACCCAGUUUAUCAGAAGAGUGUGAGCCUCCAAGAGUCCGGGAUGAAAAGGCAGGACAGCAAUUUUGAAAGACACCCUGGCUUGCGCAGGCAAACUUCACUGUCCCACAGUAUUCGCAAGGGGGCAGCUCAGUGGUUUGGAGUCAGCAGUGACUGUGACGGAAAGCGGCAGCAUUGGCAGCGCAAAAGCCUGCAGCACUGCAGCCUGCGGUAUGGGAAGCUCAAACCUGCCUACCGAGAAAUGGAGCUGCCCAGCCAGGAAGUGUCUUCCUUCCAAGGCACAGAGUCUCCAAAGCCACAGAAAAUGCCCAAGAUUGUUGAUCCCCUGGCCCGAGGCCGUCCCUUCCGGCACCCGGAUGAGGUGGAUCGCCCACGUACUCCACACCCUGCCCUGGCCCCAGUGACCCCGGGAGUCAUGUCCUUGACAUCGUUUGGCAGCGUACGGUCUGGCUACACCCGCCUUCCCCGCAGGAAGAGGGAAUCUGUGGCCCAUAUGAGUUUCAAGGCAGCUGCAGCUAUAAUCAGAGGACGUUCGGUUCUGGAGCCCUCAGCACCGAAGCGGAGGUGCAACAAGCAGAGCUUUAUAUAUCCCAGCUUCAUGGAUGAGGAUGUGGUAGAUGGCUUGGAUACGUUUGACUCCUCGUUCUUCAGUAAGGUUGACGCUCAUGAUGAGAUGUGCUCCAUGCCAGAUGAUGUGUUUGAGUCCCCACCCCUCUCUGCCACUUACUUCCGAGGGCUUCCUCAGCCAGAGGAUGGCAAGUCGCCUGAGGCUGAGCAGCCAUUUCAGCGAGCAGGACCUUCUCGGGGUCUGCCAGCGGCGGCGGCUGGUCCAAAACGGGGCAAGCGGAUUGCUUCCCGGGUGAAACACUUUGCCUUCGACCGCAAGAAGCGAUACUACGGGCUGGGAGUGGUGGGCAAGUGGCUGAACAGGACGUAUCGGCGGAGCAUCAGCAGCAUGGUGCGCUCCCAGCUGGAGCUCACAGAUAGCCACAGACCCUACUUCACCUACUGGAUCACCUUUGUCCAUAUCAUCAUCACCCUUCUGAUCAUUUGCACCUAUGGGAUUGCUCCCAUUGGCUUUGCCCAGCAUCUGACAACAGCAUUGGUGCUGCGAAACAAAGGCGUCUAUGAGAGUGUGAAGUACAUGCAGCAAGAGAACUUCUGGAUUGGCCCAAGCUCGAUUGACUUGAUCCACCUGGGAGCCAAGUACUCUCCCUGCAUGAGGAAGGACCAGCAGAUUGAGAAGUUGAUCCAGAAAGAGAGGGAUCAAGAACGCGAGUCAGGUUGCUGCGUCCAGAAUGACAACUCUGGUUGUGUUCAGACUCUGCAGCUGGACUGCUCGGAAACACUGGCUACUUUUGUAAAGUGGCCGAAUUAUAAUUCACCAGCUUUUGACCUCAACAAUUCCAGUCGGAAGAGGAUUUCAGGAGCUGUGUGUGCUCAGGAUCCCAGGACUUGCGAGGAACCGGCUUCAAAUCUGCCACACAUCUGGCCCGAUGACAUCACCAAGUGGCCAAUAUGUACUGAUCAGGCCAAACUUAACCACACUGGGUUGUUACAUAUGGACUGUGACAUUAAAGGAAGGCCAUGCUGUCUUGGAACCAAAGGCAGUUGUCAGAUCACUACUCGAGAGUACUGCGAAUUCAUGCAUGGCUACUUCCAUGAAGAAGCAACUCUCUGUUCACAGGUACACUGCAUGGAUGAGGUGUGCGGCCUCUUGCCGUUUCGGAACCCAGAGAGUCCUGAUCAGAUAUAUAGACUCUGGUUGUCCUUGUUUCUUCAUGCAGGGAUUAUCCACUGCCUGGUGUCGGUGGUCUUUCAGAUGACAGUCCUCAGGGAUUUGGAGAAGCUGGCAGGCUGGCAUAGAAUCUCCAUCAUUUUCAUCCUCAGUGGCAUCACAGGCAAUCUGGCAAGUGCCAUCUUCCUUCCAUACAGAGCGGAGGUGGGGCCUGCAGGAUCCCAGUUUGGCUUGUUAGCCUGCCUUUUUGUGGAGCUUUUCCAGAGCUGGCAGGUCCUCGAGAAGCCCAUGAAGGCUUUCCUGAACCUUUCUGGGAUCGUCCUCUUCCUCUUCCUGUGCGGCCUCCUGCCGUGGAUUGACAACAUUGCACACAUCUUUGGCUUCCUCAGCGGCCUGCUGCUCUCUUUCGCCUUCCUGCCCUACAUCACCUUUGGCACGAUGGACAAGUACCGCAAGAGAGUCAUGAUCAUCGUCUCGAUGCUGGUCUUCGUCGGGCUCUUCGCAUCUCUGGUGAUCUGGCUCUACGUGUACCCUAUUAACUGGCACUGGAUUGAGCACCUCACCUGCCUGCCUUUCACCGACAGGUUCUGCGAGAAGUAUGAUCUAAACCAGGUCUUGCAUUGAUGGAGCUGGGAGGCUGUGGAAUGGGGCUUGC
Messenger RNA from Zootoca vivipara (common lizard), 6510 nucleotides. The record is from RefSeq and is a predicted model, not a curated record. NCBI's taxonomy places the organism in Eukaryota, Metazoa, Chordata, Lepidosauria, Squamata, Lacertidae.